ACAGUAUAGUAGAGCACUCGAACACAUUUGAAUAGAAAAUUAGAUAACGAGUAUCUUUAAUUUUCAAUUUUUUGCAUUUUUUUUAAUUAAAUUAAACGGUUGAAUGACAAAAAUCGGACGAGUCUCGGCCGCUCGUCAACCGCUACAUAAAAUCGGAGCGGUUUUAAAACUGUUCCAAGUCGAUUUUGUGAUUGGGUGACGAUUUCACCGCUCGACUCGGCUUUAAUAACACUGUUUUUUUUAAACGAGAACUAGAUCAAACUCGAGUUAGUUCUACUCAUAUUUACAACCCACUCCAAGAUAGGAAUUGAAUUUAUGAAAGUGUAAACACCAAGCAACAAAGGGACUGAGAGUUCUACAAACCACUACCAAAUCCGUCAAAAAUUUUUGGACCGAGAACAUCCCGUCCAACUCCGGCCCAAAGAUAAAUGCUCUCACCGGCCCAACUUUUAGAGGCUUCUGUCAAGCACGCAAACCACCGACCCCGUUCGUUGUCCGCUUGCAACGGCCCGCACCGCUAAACCGAUGUCUUCUCAACCCAAACAAAACCUCACUGCACAACGGAACUAGGUUUUCUUUUUCUCUCCCCGCUUCCGCUCCGAGUCUCUCCACUAAACUGAUCCCCAAACCAAAGUCACCAUGCCGCAAGGUGAUUACAUCGAGCUUCACAGGAAGAGGCAUGGCUACCGCCUCGACCACUUCGAGCGGAAGCGCAAGAAGGAGGCGCGUGAGGUUCACAAGCACUCCGAACGGGCGCAGAAGUCGCUCGGUAUCAAGGGCAAGAUGAUUGCCAAGAAGAACUACAAGGAGAAGGUUCAAAUGAAAAGAACAUUGAAAAUGCAUGAAGAGUCAUCAUCUAGGCGUAAGGUCGAUGAUGAAGUUCAGGAAGGAGCUGUUCCUGCCUAUCUGUUGGAUCGUGAGACUACAACUCGUGCAAAAAUUCUUAGCAACACCAUAAAGCAGAAAAGGAAAGAGAAGGCAGGAAAAUGGGAAGUUCCUCUGCCAAAGGUGAGGCCUGUUGCAGAAGAUGAGAUGUUCAAAGUGCUUAGAUCUGGGAAAAGGAAGACCAAGCAAUGGAAACGAAUGGUGACUAAGGCGACAUUCGUUGGACCCGGUUUCACAAGAAAGCCUCCAAAGUACGAGCGUUUCAUCCGCCCAUCAGGGUUGCGUUUCACCAAGGCCCAUGUUACCCAUCCCGAGCUAAAAUGCACCUUCAACCUUGAGAUCAUUGGGGUGAAGAAGAACCCCAACGGUCCAAUGUACACAUCCCUUGGAGUCAUGACCAAGGGAACAAUCAUCGAGGUGAAUGUGAGUGAAUUGGGACUUGUUACACCUGGCGGCAAAGUUGUUUGGGGGAAAUACGCCCAAGUGACGAAUAACCCUGAGAAUGAUGGUUGUAUAAAUGCUGUUCUUCUGGUGUAAGACAGGAUAUAAAAUAUUACGGAGUAGAUGUGGUUAGCCUGCACCAUUAAGGGAACUGCUGAUAUCUUCUCUUUCCCUAAAUUGAAGAUGUAAACUGGGUUUGUAUUGACAAUGCAAUUUUGCUGCCUCUUCGUUCUGAUUAUUCUUCAGCUUGCUUCUGUGGUUGCUUAAACGUUUAUUUUAUUUUAUAAAGUCUGGUUGCUUAAACGUUGAUCUAAAGAUGGUAUGACUAAAAAAUUGUAAACAAGUAACUCCAACCCAAAAAUGCAAAUUUGAAGAAAGUGAUGUUUUUCCA
This is a messenger RNA of Linum trigynum, 1717 nucleotides long. The record is from the annotation of a GenBank genome assembly. Lineage: Eukaryota; Viridiplantae; Streptophyta; Magnoliopsida; Malpighiales; Linaceae.